AUGCGAUCGAUACCUCUGCCGCUGCGCACGCCUUGGAGCGAGAAAAGGCAAGAAUACCGGACUGCCGUUCGAGGACCACAGGCGCUCCUGGACCCCAAGAGCGACGAGAUACUCGCCAACGCUAUUAAGGAACCGGUCGCAUUUUUUGGAGGUGUGGUGGCUGGCAUUCUGCGGCUGGACUUGAAUGAGGAACCACUGAGAGACUGGGUGAAGCGCACUGCGGAUGCUGCUGGUGUGGCCCCCGCAUCCUCCAAGACAUUGGUGAAUGAUGAUGAUGGUGAUGGUGAGAUAGUGAUUGAAGAUGAUGAUGAUAGUCAACCAGUGGAUAUUGCGAUUGAGUAG
Messenger RNA from Closterium sp. Naga37s-1, 342 nucleotides. Lineage: Eukaryota; Viridiplantae; Streptophyta; Zygnematophyceae; Desmidiales; Closteriaceae. The record is from the annotation of a GenBank genome assembly.